Messenger RNA from Acanthaster planci (crown-of-thorns starfish), 2279 nucleotides. Its product is annotated as von Hippel-Lindau disease tumor suppressor-like. Lineage: Eukaryota; Metazoa; Echinodermata; Asteroidea; Valvatida; Acanthasteridae. The record is from RefSeq and is a predicted model, not a curated record.
AAUGCAGCGCCUCGAUUGGAUAGAGGGCGCUUUACAAGUGUUUGUUAUCAUUAUUUUAUUAUUAAUCUGAGCAUUUGAUUACAAGUCAAGUCACAAGUCAAUUUGUUCCAAGCACAAGCAAGUCACCAGUGUUUUUGUCCAAGUGUAGGCCUGCAAGUCAAGUUGCGCUAUAUGUGUGGUUUCAAGCCACAGACAAGUCUUAGUUCAAAGACCUCAGCUUCCGUAUUUAUCCCACGAUCCGCGAAGCGUGUGGUGAUAUGUUUCAGCAUGGUUCUAGCUAGGUUGACAAACAGUGAAACACCAUUUAAUUUUGCCAUGUGUGGACAACAGCUAAAGUCUGCCCCAGGCCAUAGAGCUAAAGCUUACGCAAGCUUUAGAAACCGCAGUCCACGCGUGGUGGACAUACUAUGGCUCAAUUGGGAAGGAGAGCGCGUGAACUACACUAAGAACGGACUAAAACAGGGUUAUAAGAUGGAUAUGAACACCUACGAGGGACAUCCAUGGAUAUUCCGAGAUCACUGUAGUGGUGACAAGCUUGUCUUUGUUGCUGGAACAGACGGACAAAGUAAGGAGGUAUUUUUUCCUACUCCAGCUGGUGAGGAAAGGCCACAUGCUACUCAAGUCAACAUACAGUUACCAGUAUAUACGUUAUUGGAGAGAUCCCUUCAAGUGUUGAGGAAUUUGAUUCGGGACAAAUCGGACUUUGACAAGUUGGAGAUCCCUGCAGAGUUGAAGUCACAGCUUGCCAACCCAGUAGACACCGUCAUCUGGUGAUGUAGCCAGCAAGACUUGCCAUAUGAGUCAAAGUCACAGAAUACUAACUCAGAAGACAAUGUCAUCUGGUACUGUGUCUAGCAAGCAACACUUACUGUAUGGAGGUAAACCUCAUGCUGUUGAUUUUAGUUUACAUGUAAUAGCUGAGGGCUGAGGCACUACAUGACUUGACCGCUUUAUAUCCCAAGACAUGUAAACACAGUUUGGCACACAGGCAUGGCUGAUGGGUAGAACAUUAAGCUGGACCCAUCAUUCAGGGGGGUGGCCCUUCUGGCAGGAAGCUGGCCCCCUUAACUGAUACUGUGGUCCUCCUUAAUGCCUGAAGCUGGCAACAGGAAUGGUCAAGCACACCUUGACUCACCUCUGGCAGACAUGUCGACAAGCUAAUCUUCCAUAUGUUUUGUAUGCACGCCAAGUCUGAGGAGGCGGACGGUGGGGUGAACUUGAACUAGGCUGCUGUAUAGGACCCGUGGAAUUAGCCAAUAUUCCUUCAUUGGCAUGUCCAGGAUGUUGAAAAUGUGAGGUUGCUGUAAAAGUUUAGCAUGGAUACUUUUGACUUUUGCAAGUAAGUAUUUAACGUUGCUGUUGUAAUAAAUAUUUACUGGGUUCUAAGUGUAUUUAGGGGUGUGAGAAUUCAGCUUUUUAGCUGACUUCAGCUCUUUUUGUUGAGAUGUUGACCCUGAUUUCAGCUUUAUUUGUCAACCUCCUGUGUACAAACGUUUGGGAACUUCUUACAUUUCAGCUUGUCGCUAGCUGUUUUCAGCUUUAAUUUUAUGCAGACACUCACACCCCUGUGUAUUAUUAAUGCAGAUACCUUCCCCUUUAAAUUAUGAAGUUGGCUGAGAUGAGUCUUGAAUUGCUGACUGAAUGAGUUGCAGUAAUACCCUGCAUUUGUUAACAAAGUCUUAUAGAAUGGUAUGCUUCCUGUCAUGCUUCUUACCUUUCUCUUAUGUUGCAGCAAAGGGUUAAAAACAAGUGUGCUAAACAAAAUUUGUAUUGGCUGUUCAUUUUCAGGGUUGAUCUAAGUUUUUCUUUCUUCAAAAUGGAAGUACUCUGCUGUUGUCAUAGUAACAUGACAUUCAGUCUCAGAAAUGAAAUUUAUAUUGUUUCAUUUACCAUGGUUUAGAAAAUGACAGUUCAAAAGUUGUGGGUGAUAAAUCUCGGGAAAAGGAUUGACACGUCUGCUGUCAUUGCCACUAAAAUAAUUAUCAGGCCAUGAAGCACAGGAAAUCUGAUUUCAUGGUCACUGUUCUUCCUGUUACAUGUUUUGUCAUUUCCAGUGUUUGUAACUCUGACAGUGAUGGUAUGCUAGAUGUUUAAGCUUAAAGAUGAAAUAAAAUGAGACUACCACUUGCCUUUGUGUAGGUUAGAAAAAUUAGUUUGACAUUGACAACAUAUUUCAGUUAAAUUUUUGCCAUGUGAGGUCCAAAAUCUUUCUUAAUUUGAAAGUAAGAAUAAGGCAAGGUAGUGAAAAUAAAAUGUGUUGUUUUGGGUACACAUUUGUA